Nilaparvata lugens (brown planthopper) is the source of this 6283-nucleotide messenger RNA. RefSeq names its product protein starmaker-like. The record is from RefSeq and is a predicted model, not a curated record. Lineage: Eukaryota; Metazoa; Arthropoda; Insecta; Hemiptera; Delphacidae. Gene Ontology annotation, biological process: negative regulation of transcription by RNA polymerase II; negative regulation of phosphatase activity. The transcript has 7 exons. Bases 239 to 2188 code for a protein of 649 amino acids. Gene Ontology annotation, molecular function: phosphatase inhibitor activity; chromatin binding; transcription corepressor activity.
AGUUACCACCGGAUAUAGUUUUCUGGCUAGUCCGGUAUUUGCAUUUGUGUUGUGCCUUUGCGGAAUGCGGAUCACAAUCGGAUCGGAUUGAUGAGGAGGCAUAACCAUGGCAUAACUGUUGACUGUUUGGCUUGUGUCUUGUCUUAAUUUUAUAGCAACAAAUAAAUCUACAUUCAUAUUAAUAUUGCUCUUUCAUCUUGGAUAAUUAUAAUUACAAAUUAUUGGAUUGAUUACAAAUAUGGAUGUAACAAUGAAGAAUAGUUCUGCUGUUAUUGAACAACUUCUCCAGUCAACACAUGAAGAAGCAUUAGCCCGAAAUGAGGCCCAGGAAGAGAAAUGGAGAUCUUAUUCGGCGGAGAACGAAGACUUGUGCUCGCGACUGCUGUCGCUUCGAGACAAGUUGAAGCACGACGUGAUGGUGCCUGUGGGUCGGAAGGCACUCUUCAGAGGCCAACUGGUGCACACCAACGAGAUUAUGGUCUGUUUGGGCGACGGAUGGUUCGUCAAGAAAUCGGCGGCCGAAGCUGUUGAUGUGUGCCGGCGGAAAAUAAAAGAGUGUGAUGAGAUGCUAGAACGUUUGAGAAAAGAGCGAGAACUACUAGAAUCAAGGAAAACGUUUCCGAUUCAAAACGACGUUUUUGGUGGCCGAGAUGAAAUCAUUGAACCUUUCAAUGAAGAGGAGGAGAGCAAAUGGAGAGAGAAACACAAAGAAAGUCUGAAGAGGUACAGAAGAGAUUUGAAAGCAGAAAGAGAGCGAAGGAAGGAAGAGGAGGCGAGAAGCAGAGACUCCAACAAAGAUCUUUUCGAGAUUCUUGAUGGUCUUGAAUGUCAGGAGGAGAAUGAUGAUGAACUUAAUAGGCUUGUUGAAGAUGAAGACCAGGCAAGGUUUAUUGAGAAGCAUGUUAAACAGGAGCUGAAUCGCAGAAAAGCAAAUCAAUCGGAUGAUAAUAGGGAAGAUAAUGCAAGAUCUCACACUAUAUCAUUAGGAAAUAGGGAGAAAAACGUUGAAAUAUCCCACUCUGAAUCGUUAAGAAAUGGGGUGAAAAACAAUGAAAUAUCCCACACUGAAUCUCAAAGCUCUUCUAAAGGUUCAGAACAAACUAUAGACAACAAUGUCCUUCGGAGUAUUGAGAACUUGAAUAUCAACGAUCGUUGUUUGCUUGUUGAAGAUGAAGACCAGGCAAGGUUUAUUGAGAAGCAUGUUAAACAGGAGCUGAAUCGCAGAAAAGCAAAUCAAUCGGAUGAUAAUAGGGAAGAUAAUGCAAGAUCUCACACUAUAUCAUUAGGAAAUAGGGAGAAAAACGUUGAAAUAUCCCACUCUGAAUCGUUAAGAAAUGGGGUGAAAAACAAUGAAAUAUCCCACACUGAAUCUCAAAGCUCUUCUAAAGGUUCAGAACAAACUAUAGACAACAAUGUCCUUCGGAGUAUUGAGAACUUGAAUAUCAACGAUCGUUGUUUAUCAAACUCUGAGAGACUGAGUGAUGUCAGUGAGGAUAUCUAUGAUGAUGAGGAGGAGGAGGAUGAUGAUGAUGAUGAUGAUGAUGAUGAUGAUGAUGAAGAUGAAGAUGAUGAUGAUGAGGAGGAGGAGGAUGAUGAUGAUGAAGAUGAUGAUGGAAUAGAGUUUCGUGACGACGCCAAUCCCAACUCAAGUUAUCGGGAAAAGAUGCAAACUUUGUUGAAGUUAUACAAUGAUCAAAUUGGUGGGGAUCAUAAUGUCAUAGAUGAUAAUUCUCAGUCGAGGAAGAAGAAAAAAUCUGUUCAAUUUCACAGUGACAGUGAUAAACUGAAUGUGGUUCAUCUUUUUCACAACGACAACAGAACUGACAAUGAUGAUGAAGAUGAUGGGUGUUUGCCAGCCGUCAUACAUUUCAAGCAUUCCAAUGUGGAAGGUGACAGCUGUGAAGUUGCCGCAGAUAGUGAUCAACAAAUUAGAAGUCCCAGUGAUGUGUAUAGGUGUUUUGCGAACUGUGGCAAAGUUGUGAAAUCCAUUUUGAAAGCGCCGGAAAGGGGUGUGACGUUGGAUCCGAGUCUGGAGUGUCGUAGGGAGGUUGCAGCUGAACCAGUGUCUACUUCUACCAUUCAGGCUGUGAGUGAGGUGGUGGAACAUGAGACUGUUGCUUCUAGUAGGGAGGAACCUUCUAGACCAGUUAGCCGAUUCAAGGCGGCUAGGCUUGCCGCUAGAAAGUGAUCUACACUGCAGCGAGUGAAGUCACAUCAGUCAACAAAAUGUUGGUCAUCGCAUCAACAACAACUACAACAUCAACAACAUGGCAUCAACAACAACUACAACAUCAACAACAUGGCAUCAAUAACAACUACAUCAACAACAUGGCAUCAAUAACAACUACAUCAACACAUGGAGCUCAUCAGUGGUUCAAUUGAGCACUAGGAAAGUGUCCAUGUAACGUACCAACCUAACGUAUCACUCUAAAACUAACACUAUGAAUAGAAAUGUUGUGGAAUUCCUCCAUAUGAAGGUGAAACAAAAACGAUAUUGUCAGUUGCGCAUAAUUUAUUUGAGCAAAACUUAGGUUUCAAUUCAUUUAAGACAUCAUCUUCAGUGCCUGGUAUUUUUUGGCAUCAUCGGUCUUUUUUAGACAGUCUAACCUAACCAAAGAAGACAACUGAAGAUGAUGCCGUAGUGCAUUUAAUUUUUAGUUUGGCUCAAAUAAAUUAUGUGAAACUGACAAUAUCGUUUUUAUUUCACCUUAGUAUCACUUUAUAUCAAAUUUGGAUAUAAAAGUACGAAAUAUAUGGUUGCACCAAACAAGACCAAACUCAUUCAAAUUUAAAUUCAAUUUAUUGUGUUCAUGAACGUUUCAACUGGCCAAGUCAACUAGUAUUCAAACAUCAAAUAAUAGAGAAGCUUGCAAAAUACAUCAUAAUCUGUACUUUUUUCUUUCAUUUAGUCAUUCCAUUUAAUGACAACAAUUCGUAGUGGAAGAAAAACAGGCAUAGCACUGUAUACUAUUUCUAACACACAUUUUAAAAAUAUUUGUUACUGAAAAUUUAGAAUCUCUUGAGAUGAAAUAAAACUGGGAUAGGCUAUCACACUAUUUGAAUAAUUCAUAACAAAAUUUGGAAAAUAUUGGGUUGUUUUCAACCUAUUUCAAAAAUUGUGUUGAUCUUGGCUGGUGCAACUAAGCUAUAGAAUGUCUCAUGAACGCUUUUCCAUACUGGCCACUGUACCUGUGCUGAAAAUAUUAUUUAUCAACUACAUCUAAUUUCAGUAAUUGGAUGAGAUUUUUUAUAUUUCAUUCCAACUUUUGAGAUGCAAAUGAUUUGAUUUAUAAGCCCUUCGAUAGAUAAAUAAAUCUCUUUUAAUUUGCAAUUUAUAACAUUAAAACUUUGAUAAGUGAUUGUAAGUGAUCUAGCUUCUGUGAAAUGAACCAAGUUUGAAACCGGUAGUAUACUAACAAUAUGUUAUUGAUGAUUUUGGAGGAAAGUCUGUUGUUUUAAUGCAAUAUUAAAUCUUAUCUAUUUGUAAUUGAAAGGAAGUUUGCAUUUGAAAUGAUAGUUUUGUAAAGCAUUGUUCCAUAUUGAAAUUUCAAAUUGAAUUCAGUGACUCUUGAAACUUUUUUCCAUACUAUCAGCAGCAAUGAUUUUUUUGGUUUUGAAAUCAGUCAAUUUUUGUUUAAUCUUAUUGCAAAACAGGAGAUAAUUAAUAUUAGUUGCAUAGAAAGUACAUGAGACAUUCUGUAUUUCAUUGAGAUAAGUUUUUUCUUGUUUUUCAUAAAACUAUUCAAGCUAUUCAAAUGCUUUGAUGGAACAAUAUUUCCCUCUGUAUUUUGAACUUGUUAAUCGAUGUUAGUUUGAAUCGACACUCCUUGACUGUUACUCAUUACUUAUUUAUUUUAAAAUAAAUUAAAAAUUGAAAGAGGAAGCAGAAUUUUCAACUAGGCUCUAUUUCAGUAGCUUGGGAUCAAAGACGGCCAACUGUGCUCUUGGGCCAAAUUGAGUUUUCAACUGAUGCUUAUAGGCCCGGUUGCACAAAAACUGGUUUAAUUUUAAUCGUGAUUAAUUUCACGAGAGCCAAUCAGAGAAGGCGUUUUUGAAAAGACAGCUUUUCUGAUUGGUUCUCCUGUUUUAAUCAUGAUUAAAAUUUAACCGGCUUUUGUGCAACCAGCACUUGAAGUACUUCCGGCGCUCUUUUCAAUGGUGACACUAGUUUGUUUCAAAAACGGACAGGAAUAGUUUAAUUUCAAUAAACAAGAUUGAAGUAAGUUUAACAAUCGGAGACUACUUUGGUUUCAAAAACGGCUAACUACAAAAUCAGCCAAUGGUAAUGCCAGGAUUGGGUAAUGUGACUUGCAAAACUCUCAUGGCGCCACGUCUUUGAGUAGAACUCGUGUUUAUUGUCAAUAAAUUGCCAUUUUGGUUUUUAACUAAGUAAGUUGACAUGGAAAAGUAAAUACUCACAGUUGCUCCUGUAGUGUUUUUAUUUUGGCCGAUGCACCCAUCACUAAACAUACUUAUCAGUUUUAUUCCAUUCAAAUCUUGGUUUUUCAAAAAGUUCAAGAGUGCUGAUGCUAUUUCAGUGGACCCACGUCCUGCCUGAUCCUCUGUCCAAACAUAAAAAUAAGGUUUUUGCACAUUCAAGUCCAUUAUGCAGACAUUGUAGAAUCUCAAUUGUCUUGAGUAAAAGGCUUGCUGAAUAGGUGUGCGUGGUAAGGGUUGUACUUGUUGCAUAUCAAAACAUAUUUUUAAUUCAUUUUCUUCAGCAGGUUUUCGAAGGAGACUAUAAAAAGCUUUAGCUCUCAAUUUAUGAAUACGUUUUUGAGUGAUGAGCUGUUGUUUCUCAGGAGCAUUUUCUGCUAGUUUCAACUUGUUUCCUAGCAUAGUACAAUAGCCACAUACAUCACUGGCUGGAGAUCUAAAUCCAAUGUUAAACUCACAGCAGAAUAUUUUUCUGAACAUAGAAACAGUAGCAUGAAGGUUAGGAUCUGGUGUUGUCUCAUUGUAAAUUUUCCACAGCUUUCUUACUGAUAGAUCACUGUUCAAAUAGAUCCUUUUGGAUUUAUUACGAUUAUAAUGACUUUCCUUUCCCCUUAAACUCCCAAUGAACUUACGGAUGGAUUCUUUUUUUAAUUUUGAUUUAUGACUAAUUCGAUCUCCCCCUCUGCACUCCUUGAAUGGCUUGUCACACUUGAGUUUUUUAGAAAUUUGUCUCACUCUGUCACUAGAAAAUCUUGUUAAGUGUAAAAAAAAGUUCUUACAAACUUGAACUUUGUCCCCUUUAGAUGUUGGAAACUUAUAACUUGCUUGAAACGAGUGGGGCUUAUCUUUUGGUGCUAGUCCCAAACCUAAGCCUCUAGCAGACUGGCGUGGGCGAUGUCUUUUCACUUUUGAUUGAUGUAUAUGUCUACUAACAUAUUCAUCCUGGUGUUGUUUCGAUUCUAGGCUGUACAGUCUAUUCCUAAAAUCAAUUGGGCUGCGUCUUUGGGUCUUAUUUUAAAACAUUUCAAUGUCUUGUUGUUGUGGUUGCAUGGAACAAAUAAACCACUGCCGACGGGAAGUCCAUACUUGGCUUUCUUCUGAGAUUCACGCUUUGAAACAGCAGAUUUCAAUUUUUUCGCAAACCCUGAUUUGCUUCACCAACCAGAACUAAAUUGUCUUCACAAUCCAUUUUAUAAAACAAUAAUAUGAUUACAAACUCACCACUCACUUUUGAAAGUUUAACAGAGAACUACUAUCAGUAACAUAACCUCAAAUAACAAAAUGUGAACUCCAACUUCCCAGUCACGUGACUAAAUGAACGUCUGUGAUUGGUUGGCUGGACAUAUGGGAGUUUGCAGUAAUCAAGGCAUUAGACAUGUGAGCUUCUGCUCUCAAUUCAUUGUUUUUCUAUCUAUAUUUUAAUGGGACAUGAGUGGUUUUGAAACUUUUCUCAUCAAAAUCAUAUGCAAUUCAAUAAGACAAACAUGAUACAAGUGCAAGCAAGUUUUUUUUCAAAAGUGGACAUGUGAGGUUUUGAAUAUCACCUCCUCAUUUCAUGUUAUAGGGAAUCUUUACAGCUGACAACUUGAAUUUGAUAAUUUUGUGGGUUGGGCCACUAUUGCGCUGAAUGCCUCAAUUCAAAGUAAUUUUGUGAUUACCAGUAGUUAGCAUCAUUCAUUAUCUUUGCUAUCUCAAUAAUAUUUCAAGUAUGGAAAUUUGCUUUAAUUAUUAAAUCUUCACUUGAACUAAUUAUGUUAUGUGCCCUUUUUCCGGAAAUCAGAAUUUUGUAUGGAAAAAAGUUGAAAAUAACUUGUAAAAUAGCUUUUUUAUUGUCAAUUCAUUUUUA